Molecule: messenger RNA, 1455 nt
Organism: Aspergillus campestris IBT 28561
Lineage: Eukaryota; Fungi; Ascomycota; Eurotiomycetes; Eurotiales; Aspergillaceae
Exons: 2
Coding region: 1-1455 (484 amino acids)
Source: RefSeq, a predicted model, not a curated record
AUGGCCGGCACCACCACCACCACCGUUACCGAUACCUGGUCUCCCCCUGUCAAUGAAAAUCAAUGGGACUACGCCGUUCCCGUUCGGCGAAAUAGCGCCCGCCGCCGCUCCAAGUCCCGCUCCUCCCAAUCUCGCGACCGCGACCGCACCUCCAAAGGCUCCCGCAGCUCCUCCCUCUCCCGCGCCGCCUACCACGAACAGUAUCGCGGCCGUCGCGAUGCCAGCCGCACUCGACACGGCAGCGAGGCCGGCCUGUACGCCCACGACGCCCCCAAUCGCAGCCGCAGCAACGUCCGCGACUCCGACACCAGCCAGAUCAGCGGCUCCUGGCGACGCAGUGAGAUGAAGGAUGGCCCUGACACCGAGCACGAGAAUUGGAUCCACCGCGACAAGCUCGCCCGCAUCGAGAGCAUGGAACUGCACCAGGCUGCCGUGAUGUUCCAGCGACGCGCCCACGAGUCCGGUCGGUCCACCCGCGCCCGCAAUCGCAACAGCGGCAUCAGCGAGUACUCGGUGGCUGGCCCGCCCCCUGACCCGGCGGAGUCGUUUCCCGAUCUGCAGGAGGAGCGGGCGUCGGCCCUGGGGAUGUACGACGAUAGUACUCGUGACGGAGACUGGGACCUGCGUCGACAGGAGGAGGUCACGGAGUCAGCCGCUCACAUGUACCGCCAUCCGGGCCAGCACAAGAGCGCGUCUCGCAUUCCGAUCCCGGCUGGCGAGUCUAGCCCUCCUGACGAUGGUAGUCCUCUAGGUAGUGCCAGUCGACCGGGCAGCCGUGGGGUACCCAGCGGAUCGAGCGCCACCUCGCGGAAGACCUCUGGUAAAACCACGCCGGGGACGACCGCCCGCAAGACCUCCGCGCCAGCCGGCACCCGCAAGACCACCCCGCGCAGCCGGGCAGUCUCAGGGGCACGACCGACGACGCGGUCCGGCGAGUCCCGCCCCACAACAGCAGCCAACCGGCCGGAGGGUGACCCGCCCUGGCUGGCAACCAUGUACAAACCAGAUCCCCGUCUACCGCCUGAUCAGCAAAUGCUACCGACGCACGCACGCCGACUCCAACAAGAGCAGUGGGCCAAAGAGGGCAAGACGCCGACGACAUACGACCGCGAGUUUGCCCCGCUAGCCAUCGGCCCAGACGGACCGCCUGACAAGCCCGGUGCGGAGAAACCGGAGAUGUCAGAGGAUAAGCCAGAGGAGAAACCAAAAGAAAAACCAGAAACAGAAAAGGAUUCCAACCCCAAAGAGCACCCACCCCCACCCACACCGUCCAUCACCUCGCCCGACCCCCAGCGCAGCCCCGACCUGGGCCGCCUCAGCACGGCAACGGGAUACAGCCACAUGCCCAAGGUGCACGAGGUGCCGCACUCGGGGAUGACCUCGAGAUGGAGUCCUCCGGUGGUGAGCGCGCCCGAACCGGAGAAGAAGAGGGGGUGUUGUUGUAUAGUGAUGUAA